AUGGUGUAUCUAGAGCGCCAGCACACUGGCGAGGGCAGUGAACAAGAUUUUAGCGGGAGGCAGUCUGAGAACAGACUUUGCUUGGUCGCCCUUCCACCUGAGGUGCUCAUCAACAUCUUCAGCCAUGUUGAUGAAAAAGACCUGUACGUUCUGCAACAGGUGUGCUCGUACUUCUCCUGCCUGAUUAACGAUGAAGAGCUGUGGAAGAAUCUGUUUGUUUCGAAGAUUCAUACUUCCUUCUUCCCUUCCUUUGCUCAGAGCCACAAGUAUAGUGUAGAAUACAUGGAACGGGUACGGGGACUGAAGCAAUGGAAGCAUAAUAGAGCCAUCAAGACGAAGUAUGUUUUGUCUCCGUCACCAAGGUUCCAAGCGCAGAUUGAAAAGCUUAUAUUCGACUAUCCUCGCUGUGCCUGCUACAACGAUGGCAUCAUCACUUUGGUGCAGCUUCACUCUAGGAGAAAGAAGGACAGGCUAAUCUAUAUACCAUGCACUACUCCUCAGGGGUGUUCGACGAUGAGUUUCAAUAUCAACGCUGCAGUGUUUGGACGAUUUGACGGCAGAGUUUUUGGCAAGCUGCUCAGCAACAAGUCCUAUCUAACGCCUGUGACAGAAUUUGACGCAAGACAUUCGUCGUGUGUCACAGCAAUCACUACAUCUGUAUCACAGGAUUCCCUCGAAGAUUGGUGCGUUAGCGGAUCGGAGAGUGGCGAUUUGAUAUGGUGGUGCGAAACGCACAUGGUCAAUUCAUUGAAGAUCUCCAGCAAAGUGAUAUUGCAAGUGGCACUGUACAAGAAUUGGACCGUUGCAUUGGAUAUCGAAAAAGUGUAUGUCAUUAGGGACAUGAAGGACAUCUAUAAGAUAACGCUACCGAAAGUGAAAAACUCCGAUGGCAUGGAUAUGACGAUACAGGUACAGUUUCAAAAGGUCGACUUCGGUUCAAUGUCUCUGGUAAUAGCCGAUACUCGACACAUUUUUGUGAUAUCACUUAAUCCUGAGGGCGAUUUUGGCCGAUGGCGCUCGAUGUUCGUGAGUGAGGGUAUCAGUAAUCUCGAAAUCGAUGCAGGAACCUCUAGAAGAGAGCAAAAUAAAAACUUGGCAGGCCAGGAUGGUUGCUACGUUGCAAUAAUGACAGUGGAAAACUCCAUCAAAAUACUCAAUAUUAGAGCCCCUGGUAAUAACCUUAAAGUGGAGAAUGACCUGCGGUUCGAUGAGCAUAUAUUCACUUGUCAGAUCAGUAAUCUGGUCUUAGUAUGCGCGUUAAGUGGUCAAUUGCAGAUUUUCGAUGCAGCUGGGGCUACUCUGAUAAAGACUGUGCAAAAGACAGACAAGUACCCUCAACUUUUGGCGAUAUCUCAAGGCAAGAUGGUAAUAGGAAGCGGUAACGUCAUCCAUUUCUUAGAGUAUACUCCAGAUGCGUCAUAUGGGAAAAAACGGCGAGGUUCUGGCCUGCGUGGCCACAGCAACAAAUGGGAGCGUAGGGUUGACGCAGAGCUGGCUCUUUAUGAUGAAGAGGAAUCCUUACGAAGGAAAAAAGCGGUUGAACAUGAAAGGUUACUGGAAACUUACGGCGGCGACCUCAGUGACGAUGAACUGCAGCUAAGGAUAGCUCUUAUGGAGUCUGAAACAUCUAAUGAGCCGGGUCCGGGUUCGACGCGAGAGAAUGAUGAGGACGCUGACCUGAAAAGGGCGAUUGAGGAAUCUCAGAGGAUGCAUCAAAAUCAGCGAUUUCUCGAGACCUUCGCGGAUGAGGAGGAUGAUGAAUUUUUAGAAGCGUUGGAACGGUCGAGCACUGAACAGCGGCAAGUUCAGGGCCGAAGUUUAUCUCGUCGAACGCCGCGGAUCAUGGACGGAGGUAGAAAUGACACUGGUAGUAACGAAACCUAUCAACCGCACGUUCCCGAUGACGAUGAAGCCCUUCAACUGGCACUGGCCUUGUCUCUGAGUGAAAUGCGCUGA
Molecule: messenger RNA, 1956 nt
Organism: Torulaspora globosa
Lineage: Eukaryota; Fungi; Ascomycota; Saccharomycetes; Saccharomycetales; Saccharomycetaceae
Gene: UFO1
Product: SCF ubiquitin ligase complex subunit UFO1
Exons: 1
Coding region: 1-1956 (651 amino acids)
Biological process (GO): SCF-dependent proteasomal ubiquitin-dependent protein catabolic process
Cellular component (GO): SCF ubiquitin ligase complex
Molecular function (GO): protein binding
Source: RefSeq, a predicted model, not a curated record